Messenger RNA from Arctia plantaginis, 771 nucleotides. Lineage: Eukaryota; Metazoa; Arthropoda; Insecta; Lepidoptera; Erebidae. The record is from the annotation of a GenBank genome assembly.
AUGGUUGCAAUUUACUUUCUGUUGUUAUCUAGUGCGUUAUUUGUAUCCGCAGAACAUUCUGGAGCUUAUUCCUCACCCCAAUAUGCAAAGAAGAUGUAUCCUAAGAAGGGGUACGACACUAAUGCGUUGUUGCCACGAGAAAAACCCCCGGCGCUUUUCAAAGACGAGCAAGACUCUAUCGCGAGAUUUGAUAAUGGAAAUGAUACUGCACAGUAUGGGAGGUCCUCGUUUUUGGACGCGGCGGGCAGCUUUCUCAGCGGCACAGGUGGGCAAGUUGUGACCAGCAUAGCGAGAGACUUCAUCUCCAGGUCUACGGGCAGCAGUCAGGUUGGUUUUGACUGCGUGUCUCAGGUAUUAAGUUUAAAUUUAACUAACCUGGUGAUACUCAUCAUAUUGAAGGCUCUCAUCUUGGCAGCAGGGUUCUUCGGCGCUGGCGCUUGGAAAGGAGGCCAUUACUAUGGAAGAAGCCUUGACGACAACAAAAAUGUCACCUACAUCACCGAAGAAGAAAUCCUAUUGUACUUAAGCUACAUAGCUGGCCAGCAGAAGAAAGACUAUGGCUGCCUAUAUUUGCUGUCGUGCCAAAAGCCACAACAAGCUGGCCUGUAUGCCUCAGGGUCGGAGUUGCUGUUGCAAGGCGCAAGGAUGCUACAAGGGACACACAACGUGGACUUGGAGCCUUAUGCGGAAAUAUCAAGGGGAAUCAAACAGGCGACCGAAUGGGGGGAAAGGGGGAUGAAUUGCGAUACACGCUAUAAAUGCGGCGAAUGA